UCUAGGUAUCCGGUUUACCGUUUGAACCCAUCCCAAAAAACAUCCAAUAUAAAUACUCUGUUCUUGGGAAAUUAUCAGUUAGAUAGGACAGAGGCAGCGAUUGGAAAACUUCACCUGUGUGCAUAAGUCGUGAAAAGAGUGUUUGAAACGAGGAUGAAGCAAAUCAUUUGUGUGUUGGUUGUGGGUUUGGCAUGUGCUGUGUUAGCAGACAAGGAUCAGGAGGCGACAAUAUUAAAACACGAUGCCGAAGUAAAUGUUGAUGGAUCUUACCAGUUUGCCUACGAAACAUCUAACGGUAUCCUUCAUGAAGAGCAGGGCCAGCUGAAAACUGUCGGAGAAGAACAGGCUGUGGUUGCUCAAGGUCGGUUCGCUUACACCGACGGCGAAGGGAAUAAUUUCGCAGUACAGUACGUGGCCGAUGAAAAUGGAUUCCAGCCGCAGGGAGAUCAUCUGCCAACUCCACCACCAAUUCCGGAACUGAUUGAGAGGGCACUUCGAUUGCUGGCCACCAAAUCGCAGAAGAAGUAAAGACGCCAUCCAGUAGUAUUCCAACUAGUCUAACCAAAUUUGUGUUCAGAACACUUAGUCGAUAAUAACAGGUAUUCUGUUAUCGGACAGAUACCAAUAAAUCAAACAAAUAAUUAACUUA
This is a messenger RNA of Aedes aegypti (yellow fever mosquito), 649 nucleotides long. Its product is annotated as endocuticle structural glycoprotein SgAbd-3. Gene Ontology annotation, molecular function: structural constituent of chitin-based larval cuticle. The transcript has 3 exons. NCBI's taxonomy places the organism in Eukaryota, Metazoa, Arthropoda, Insecta, Diptera, Culicidae. Gene Ontology annotation, cellular component: chitin-based extracellular matrix. The record is from RefSeq and is a predicted model, not a curated record. Bases 154 to 528 code for a protein of 124 amino acids.